UCUACUGCAUUUUGGAUGAGACUAUUUUGGACUUUUCGUAGACAAAUUUCUUCUGUUAACACUACCAAUUUCAAAUUACCUACCCCAGUUCAACUCAACCAUUUGCUUCAACUCUGCAGCAAUUCUAAAGCGCUAAACCAAGGAAAACAGGCCCAUCAGCAAAUCAUCAUUAAUGGGCUUCAACAGAAUUAUUUCAUGUCUACCAAAUUGGUUCAAAUGUAUGCAGAUUGCAACCAGAUAGAGAUCGCCCGCCUGUUGUUUGACAAAUUGUCUGGACCAAACGUGUUCGCUUGGACUGCUAUCAUUUCGUUCUACUCACGAAAUGGGAUUUUUAACGAGUGCAUAUUCACUUACAAAGAAAUGAAAUUCAAGGGUGUGUUGCCUGAUAAUUACGUGUUUCCGAAGGCUUUGAAAGCGUGCGCUGUGAGUUUGCAUUUAGAAGUUGGCAUUCAGCUUCAUAAAGAUGUAAUUGUGUGCGGAGUGGAAAGUAAUGUCCAGGUUUGCAAUGCUUUGAUUGAUAUGUAUUCAAAAUGUGGGGAGGUUGGUUCUGGAAGGUUGGUUUUUGAUCUUAUGGUGGGGAGAGAUUCGUUGUCAUGGAAUGCAAUGAUUUCAGGGUACGUAUAUAAUGAAUUUGCUGAGCUGGCUGUGGAAAUGCUGGGGUCUAUGAGAUUGGAUGGGAUGGAGCCUGAUAUUGUAGCUUGGAAUUCUGUAAUGGAUGCUUAUUGUCGAAUGGGGCAAUGUGACGACGCAUUGAUAAUAUUUAGGCAGAUUGAGGAACCUACUGUAAUAUCAUGGACAAUUUUGAUAUCUGGUUAUUCUAGAAUAGGAAAACAUGUAGAAGCUCUGGAUCUUUUUAGGAAUAUGGUGCACCGAGGAAAAGUUUGUCCAGAUGUAGACUGCCUUUCCAGUGUCCUUGCUGCCUGUCGACAAUCUGGGGUGUUAAGAUUUGGACAAGAGAUUCAUGCUUCUGGGAUUAAAGUUCAAAUAGGGAAUGCAUUUUACAAGUCAGCUGGGCCUGCCUUGGUUGCCCUAUAUGCCAAGUGUGGGAGAACUCAAGACGUAGAGCAUGUAUUUGGGUUGAUGGAUACGUCUGAUGUUGUUACUUGGAACGCCAUGAUUCUUGGCUUUGCCGAAUUAGGAAGGGUGGAUUCGGCUGUGAAGUGCUUCACAGACAUGCAAAACAUGGGAAUUAAGAAUGAUCACACAACAGUUUCCACUCUUUUGCCGGUAUGUGACCUGAAACUCGGGAAACAAAUCCAUGCCUACAUUAUAAAAGACAAUUUUACUCUAGCAAGUCCGGUUUGUAACGCACUCAUUCACAUGUAUGCCAAAUGUGGAGAUGUUGAUAUUGCCUAUUCGGUAUUUUCUCAAAUGGAAUCGAGGGAUUUGGUAUCAUGGAAUACAAUGAUUCGAGCCUUUGGAAUGAAUAGCUGCGGCCAAGCAGCUGUUAAACUCCUUGAAGAGAUGUGUAGUUCUGGUGUUAGCCCCAACUCUUUGACAUUCGCUUCUGUGCUGUCAGCUUGCAGUCAUUCUGGUCUUGUAAACGAGGGUCUCAAGAUUUUUGACAGGAUGAGCACUGAUUUUGGCUUCAAACCUCAGACAGGACACUUUACAUGUCUUGUUGAUUUACUAGCACGGGCUGGUCAGCUUGAUGAUGCUGUUGACUUCAUCAGAAAAAUGCCUCAUGGGCCUGAUAAACAUAUCUGGGGUUCUGUACUUGCUGCCUCUCUGGAACAGCAAAGCAUAAGUAUUGGAGUCCUGGCUUCAGAACAUUUGGUCCAUCUGGAGCCAGAAAAUGCCGGACACUACGUGACAUUGUCAAAUUUAUAUGCUAAAGCUGGAAGACCAGAUGAUGCUGUGAGAGUACGGAGGUUAAUGGAAAGCAGAGGAUUGGUCAAGCAAUUUGGAUAUAGCAGUGUCAGUAGUGGAAGCUGAAUUAGUGGCACCAUUCAAUUCUCAAAGGGUUUGUUCAAGGCAUCUGUGACUCGAAAGGUUAUCAGUCAAUAGUGCCUCAAGAAAUGCGACCGAGGAUUUGAAGCCAAGGAAAUGCCAUCUUUGUAACUUUCAUCUAGGAAUGUAAAUUCAAUAUUUUCUUGAGCGCGGAUGUGCUAAAAUGUAGUGAUUAGUAUGUUUCCAAACGUGGUCAAAUAAGAUGAUUGAACAAGUAUAAACUAGACUAAUCUCGGAUUAAAGGUUAGCUGUAUGAUGACCAAGCCACAAAGCUGGGGUACAUACCAAGCCCCCAUAAUAUUAUAGAAUUGAAGCAAAGUACA
Molecule: messenger RNA, 2273 nt
Organism: Coffea eugenioides
Lineage: Eukaryota; Viridiplantae; Streptophyta; Magnoliopsida; Gentianales; Rubiaceae
Product: pentatricopeptide repeat-containing protein At2g03380, mitochondrial-like
Exons: 1
Coding region: 16-1935 (639 amino acids)
Biological process (GO): RNA modification
Molecular function (GO): protein binding; RNA binding
Source: RefSeq, a predicted model, not a curated record